AUAGUUAUAUACAAUACAAUAUCAAUAGCUACAUAUUUCAAGAAAUGGAAAUAAACAAGUUUUUAUUACUUUCACUUUUGUUGGCUUUGAUUUUAGGCGUUGCAGAGAGCUUCGAUUACCAUGAGAAAGAGCUUGAAUCAGAGGAGGGAUUGAAAGGGAUGUAUGAUAGGUGGAGGAGCCACCAUAAAGUGCAGCAAAAAAGCCAAGAGCGGUUCAACGUGUUCAAGUACAACGUGCAACACGUUCACAAGACAAACAAGAUGAACAUGCCUUAUAAGUUGGAGUUGAACAAGUUUGCUGACUUGACUGCACAUGAGAUGAAGAUCAAAUAUGCUGACUCAAAGAUUGGCCAUUUUAUGGCACUCCAAGGGCCGAUGAAAAACAAUCUUACUAGUUUCAAAUAUAAAGAUGCUACAAAUCUCCCACCAAAGAUCGACUGGAGAGAACGCAACGUAGUCACUCCGGUUAAGUCUCAAGGCCAAUGUGGAAGUUGUUGGGCGUUUUCAGCAGUAUCAGCAGUGGAAAGCAUAAACGCAAUCAAAACGGGCCAACUAAUUGAGUUGUCAGAACAACAACUUGUGGACUGUGAUUCUGCCUCGGCUGGAUGUGAUGGAGGGCUCAUGGAACCUGCCUUUAAAUUCAUAGUGGAGCAUGGAGGUCUAGCUACCGAAGAGAGCUAUCCAUAUACAGAAAAACAUAACCCGUGCGACAAAUCAAAGUUUGGCCAUCACUCGGUAACACUUAGUGGACAAGAGUAUACAGAUGGAACCGAAGAACAAUUGAUGAAAGCCGUUGCACACCAGCCUGUAUCUAUUGCCAUGGAAACGACUGAAAACUUCUUUAUGUAUAAAGAGGGGAUUUACACGGGCCCAUGUGGAAUCAACAAUAAUCACGCCAUGACAAUUGUAGGAUAUGACGAGUGUCCAGAAGGGAAGUACUGGAUCGUAAAGAACUCAUGGGGAGAAGGAUGGGGAGAGAAAGGAUACGUCAGAUUCCAACGUGGCAUUGCGCAACCAGAGGGACUUUGUGGGAUCAAUAGGGGUGCUGCUAUUCCUCACAAGGAUGGUGACACACCGAAUGCUGAUAUAUGCCCGCAAGCUCAAACACCUGAACAUAAACCCGUGCAAGCUAAUAAUCCAUCUGAAGGCCUGCCCAAAAUAGAUAUUCGGCGUUCCAAGGAAUUUUGA
This is a messenger RNA of Erigeron canadensis, 1187 nucleotides long. Its product is annotated as vignain-like. The record is from RefSeq and is a predicted model, not a curated record. NCBI's taxonomy places the organism in Eukaryota, Viridiplantae, Streptophyta, Magnoliopsida, Asterales, Asteraceae. The coding region runs from base 45 to 1187 and encodes 380 amino acids. The transcript has 4 exons. Gene Ontology annotation, molecular function: cysteine-type endopeptidase activity. Gene Ontology annotation, cellular component: lysosome.